This is a messenger RNA of Cinclus cinclus, 2166 nucleotides long. RefSeq names its product RAS and EF-hand domain containing (gene RASEF). The record is from RefSeq and is a predicted model, not a curated record. Gene Ontology annotation, molecular function: calcium ion binding; GTP binding; GTPase activity. Lineage: Eukaryota; Metazoa; Chordata; Aves; Passeriformes; Cinclidae. The transcript is spliced from 17 exons. The coding region runs from base 1 to 2166 and encodes 721 amino acids.
AUGGAUCCCGAGGCGGCGGGGGACGAGCUGUCCCGAUUGCGCGCUCUCUUCCUGGCGUGCGACGCCAGCGGCUCGGGCCGCAUCGAGCGGGAGGACUUCGCUGCUCUCUGCGCCGAGCUGCGAGUGCGGCCGGCCGAGGCCGAGGCCAUCUUCCAGCGCCUCGACAGCGACCGCGACGGGGCCAUCACCUUCCCGGAGUUCGCCCGCGGCUUCCGCGGCGCCACGCGGCCGCAGCCCGCUGGCAGCGAGCCGGGGGGCGAGGGCAUGGAGGAGGAGGAGGCGUCAGCGGCUUGGGUCGCCGCGGGGCUGGAGCAACCCUGGAAGGACUUCGAGGUGCGGCUCGGGGACGAGGCGAGAUACAUCCCCAGACAGGAGCAGGUCAGUGUUCUGUAUCAGAACAUACACAUAGCAGAACCAAGAUUAAUCCAGCCAUAUGAGCAUGUCAUUAAGAACUUCAUCCAAGAGAUCAAACUUCAAAGCACAGAGAUGGAAACUCUGGCCAUAGCGGUAAAAAGAGCUCAGGACAAAGCAGCAGUUCAACUCAGUGAGUUGGAGGAAGAAAUGGAGCUACGGAUACAGGCUGCAGAGCAUAAAGUUAAAAAGGAAGAGAAGCAAAAAGCUGAAGAAGCGCUAAAUGAGCUGAAGCGCCAGUAUGACACCGAAGUUGGGGAUCUUCAGGUGACAAUAAAAAAGCUUAAAAAGCUGGAGGAGCAAUCCAAAUAUGUCAGUCACAGGGAAGAUGUAGUUGAACUGAAAAAAAGAAUACAUGAUAUGUUGCUGGAAAAUCAGAGACUUAAGAAAGAUCUUUUAGAAGCACAGACAAAUAUAGCUUUUCUACAGAGUGAAUUAGAUACCUUGAAAAGCGAGUAUGCAGAUCAGUCUUUGAACACUGAGAGGGAUUUAGAAAUCAUCCGAGAGUAUACUGAAGACAGAGAUAAUCUGGAAAGACAAAUUGAAAUACUUCAAUCAGCUAAUAGAAAAUUACAUGACAGCAAUGAUGGUUUAAGAAGCGCACUUGAAAACAGUUUCAGCAAGUACAACAGAUCAUUGCGGUUAGCAAAUACCUCACCAGGAAGUACCAUUUCCAGAAGCAGUCUUAAAUGUAAUGGUGAACAUUCUCCUUUAAACCCACGGUAUGACAGGUCAUCUCAUUCGUCUUGUGUUGAUGAAGAUUAUGAUUCUUUAGCCCUUUGCGAUCCAAUGCAAAGGACAAACUGUGAAGUUGACAGCUUACCUGAGAGCUGUUUUGACAGUGGUUUGUCUACCCUGAGAGAUUCAAAUGAGUAUGAUUCAGAAGUGGAAUAUAGGCAUCAGAGGAUUUUUCAAAGGUCACAGUAUAUGCAAGAAGGCUUUGGUGGUGAUGCUUCUGAUACAGAUGUUCCAGAUAUCAGGGAUGAAGAAGCCUACAGUCCUGCUAACAGCCCUGGAGUUUUAGACUGGAAGCCCUCACGACCAGUUAGUCGAAGCAGCUCAGUUGCUUCAACGAGAAAACACUUAUCUGCUCUCACCCCUCAGUCAGAUGCAACUGAAUGCACUCCAAAAUACCCCAGUUCAGAGAAGGCUUACAAGAUUGUUCUUGCUGGAGAUGCAGCAGUGGGAAAAUCCAGUUUUCUUAUGAGACUUUGCAAGAAUGAAUUUCAAGGCAAUACCAGUGCAACUCUGGGUGUGGAUUUUCAAAUGAAAAGACUAAUUGUUGAUGGAGAACCUACAGUGCUACAGCUGUGGGACACAGCUGGGCAGGAAAGAUUUAGAAGUAUUGCUAAAUCAUACUUCAGAAGAGCAGAUGGUGUCUUACUACUAUAUGAUGUAACAUGUGAAAAAAGCUUUAUUAAUGUGAGAGAAUGGGUGGAUAUGAUAGAGGAUGCGACUCAUGAGAAUAUUCCAAUUAUGAUGGUGGGAAACAAGGCAGAUCUCCGUCAAGAUGUUACAGAGCAAGGGCAAAAGUGUGUGCCUAUAAACUAUGGAGAAAAGCUGGCUAUGACUUAUAAUGCGCUAUUCUGUGAAACAAGUGCUAAAGAUGGGUCUAAUAUUGUGGAAGCAGUUCUUCAUCUUGCACGCGAGGUGCGAAAACGAAGUGGUAAUCAAGAUGAUACAAGAUCAAUAACCAGCCUGUCUGGGACACCUGUCAAAAAGUCAGCACUCUCAAAAAACUGUUGCAAUGUUUAA